AUGCUUACAAAGCAGUUAUCUCAGGUAGCCAUAUCUUUGGGCGAACUGAAAAGGAAUGAAGGGAAGCUUCCAGCCACAGUGCAGCAACCUAUAGGACGAGAGAUUGUCAAUACAGUCUCUCUGGAAUCAGAAAUAGUUUGUCAAAGUUCAUCUGUGAGUUUUCCAGCACCUAAACUCGAUCAUAACGGAAGCUUUGAGCCCAUCACCUUCAAUCAAGUCGAAAAAAAAGAAGAGACGAGUGAACAGGUUACUGAGAAGGGGAGGAUGGUCGAAGAGACCAGUGUAAUCCAACCUAGUGAUCUCCCACCAAAGAAGACUGACCCAGGGGUAUUCACGCUCCCGAUUUCUGUCAGAAACAUUCAAGUGGGGCACGCACUGUGCGACCUAGGAGCUUCUAUAAAUAUUAUGUCGUAUUCUAUAUACGAAAAACUGGGGGACGCCAAGCUUGUCCAUACUGAUCUAAUCAUACAGCUAGCAGAGGGAAUUCUGGAAAAUGAAAUCGUCAAGGUGAACAAAUUUGUGUACCCCGCCGACUUCUUCAUCAUCAAGAUGACAGACCCAACAGCGGAGGAGUCCCCUGGAGUCCUUUUGGGAAGGACUUUUCUAUCUACAGUCAGCACAGUCAUCGACGUCGGCAAUGGGGCGAUGCAUCUACAUUUUAAUGGAGAACGACUUACAUUCGACAUCAAUGAAAAUGUAAGAAAGCCGCAAAACGGUGAGAGCAUGCAGUCGGUGGAUACAACCAAGCCUAGGGUGCAGAAGAAUUUGGGAGAGGAAUUCCCAGGAUUUAACAAGGGGGCAUCCACUGGCCCAAAGGGACAACUUAAAAAGGAGGUGGAUGAAUGGUUCGAUCAAAGGAUAACUGAAGGAAUGAAUUAUGAAGCCAUAGAAAAAGCAAUCAUGGAUUUCUGUAAGCCACCACAGUCAGUCGAGCCGAACUGGACAGCUAAACCAGCGGGGGUCGAAAAACCACCUGAUCAAGGCACCCCAGUGGGGAGAAUGCUGAAGGAGAUCCCUGCACCUGCAGGACAAUUACUAUCAUUACCAGAGGCAUAA
Molecule: messenger RNA, 1056 nt
Organism: Salvia splendens (bonfire salvia)
Lineage: Eukaryota; Viridiplantae; Streptophyta; Magnoliopsida; Lamiales; Lamiaceae
Exons: 1
Coding region: 1-1056 (351 amino acids)
Source: RefSeq, a predicted model, not a curated record